AUGGAACAGCUCGAAGAGCUUGUAAAUCAUACUUUGAAUGAGUUACGUAUAUUCUUUCAAAUUCAAAACGGGAAAGCGUCGCCCAACGAUUUAGACAAAUCGGGCACGCCGCUAUCAGAGGCUGUUUGUAGGUGGCUAAUUUUUGCGUUUGACAACGAGUUCAUCAAAUUAUUGAAAGCACGCAGCUACUCUAAGAAACAAAGACUGGCUAAGUGCCAACAUGCGAUCGGAACAUUUCGCACAUUUAUCGAACAUGCCAAUUCCAUCGGUUUGAGUACAUCAAACAUCUUGGAAUCUCUCAUCGAGACCCGAUUUUCGUUGCCUGAAGAUUUCGAUGAAGGAGACUUUACAAGACUCCAGUAG
This is a messenger RNA of Botrytis sinoallii, 363 nucleotides long. RefSeq lists its product as uncharacterized. The transcript has 3 exons. NCBI's taxonomy places the organism in Eukaryota, Fungi, Ascomycota, Leotiomycetes, Helotiales, Sclerotiniaceae. Bases 1 to 363 code for a protein of 120 amino acids. The record is from RefSeq and is a predicted model, not a curated record.